AUGCCUGCAGGCUAUGUUGUCCCAGAAAAUCCCAAGGAUGAAUCGGUGAAAAGAUGGCUUGAUGAGAUGAUUCGACCAGGAAGACUGACGUUUUUCUCUGAAGCCCCCAGAGCUGAUUCAUCAAUUCCUACAGCUGCAGUGGUAUUUCCAAAGGAGUCUGACACUGCGGAAUCUGGGCUGGCAUCCUUCGAUGAAGAUGUUCGUUCCGAUGCUGAUUUUCCUUCGCCAUUUAUCGUGGUAGACGAUAAGGACACCACGUCCUUGCCAUCACCAGACCUGCCAGAGUUGAUGGGAGAAGCAAGACUCCGUGCAGAGCUUUAUGCUGCACGUGACGAGGCGCGCUCGUUGGAAAGACCCUUGAGCUUGAGGAUUGCAAGGCUGAGUGUCAAGAGCUUCGGCAUUUCGCGGCUGAGAAGGCAGACGGCAGCUUAA
Durusdinium trenchii is the source of this 432-nucleotide messenger RNA. Lineage: Eukaryota; Dinophyceae; Suessiales; Symbiodiniaceae. The record is from the annotation of a GenBank genome assembly.